Aspergillus oryzae RIB40 is the source of this 405-nucleotide messenger RNA. RefSeq names its product DUF3140 domain-containing protein. NCBI's taxonomy places the organism in Eukaryota, Fungi, Ascomycota, Eurotiomycetes, Eurotiales, Aspergillaceae. The transcript has 2 exons. Bases 1 to 405 code for a protein of 134 amino acids. The record is from RefSeq and is a predicted model, not a curated record.
AUGGUCAAAGAUAAGAACACCGUUAUCGAGGAAUUCAACGACCUGGUCAACAUGACCCCAAACGAACUCCGCAACUGGCUCAAAGAAGAACAGUCGCAGUCUUCCGGGUGGAGUGGUGAAUCUGGAGAGACAAUUGGGCAUGAAAGGUCUCAUCUACUCACACCCCUCUUACAAUCUUUGUAUGAAAAACUAACAAAGCACAGCGGUCGCAAGAUCGUCGAUAUCCUCGAACACAACCCAUCCAAGGAUCCAGAGGGAUACUCGGACCAGGACAUCGACCACAUGCGACGGGUAGUGUCGUAUUGUAAGCGGCAUUUGGCACAAGAGGAGAAAGCCAAGCAGGAUCCCAACAGUAAGAGCCACCGGUCGUUGAAGAACUGGGGACACGAUCCCUUCAAGUCAUGA